AUGGGCUGGCUAAGUCUUCGGCGCCGCGAACCCGCACUCUGCCCGUCUAGUGACCAAUACAAACCGGUCACCGAUUGGAAGGCUUCCACCGAACAUGUCGAGAUUAUCGAAUCCGAUUACCCCAAGUCUGAUCAAAUGACACGGGGGGUCAUAACCGACGAUCAAUAUCCUUUACAAGAUGUGACGACCUCCGACGACUCUCUCCCAUUCAUCCCACCAGCGAUUGUUCGGUCACAGCGGUCUCAAAUAAGCAAACAACACCGUCGCAUCUGGAUAGUCAUUGAUAAUGUCGUCUACGACUGUACAAAUUUCAUCCACGACCACCCGGGCGGCGACACCGUGAUUCGAAGUUUUAUAGGAGAGGACUCCUCUUGGCAGUUUUGGCGAUUUCACUCUCGAUCUCUCAUGGAUACUUUUGGACGACCCUUACGGAUUGGCCGAACUAUGGGGGUAGAGAACCGGUUCAAGGAGCCACCGAGAUAUGUUGGAGGGUCCAAGUCACGAUGGUAA
This is a messenger RNA of Penicillium cinerascens, 510 nucleotides long. RefSeq names its product cytochrome b5-like heme/steroid binding domain-containing protein. Bases 1 to 510 code for a protein of 169 amino acids. The record is from RefSeq and is a predicted model, not a curated record. Gene Ontology annotation, cellular component: membrane; intracellular membrane-bounded organelle. Lineage: Eukaryota; Fungi; Ascomycota; Eurotiomycetes; Eurotiales; Aspergillaceae. The transcript has a single exon. Gene Ontology annotation, molecular function: heme binding.